This is a messenger RNA of Octopus bimaculoides (California two-spot octopus), 741 nucleotides long. RefSeq lists its product as uncharacterized. The record is from RefSeq and is a predicted model, not a curated record. NCBI's taxonomy places the organism in Eukaryota, Metazoa, Mollusca, Cephalopoda, Octopoda, Octopodidae.
AUGUUCAAAUAUCAAAUCUUUGUACAAGGACUAACAGCAAGCAAAGAUGCAGAGAUACGGGAUCGGAUAGUGACAAAAUUAGAACAAGAUUCGAAACUAACUCAACAGGCAGUGGCUGAAGAAUGUCAAAGGAUUAUAAAUUUACGACAGGACGACACGUGCACCAAGACAAAAGUAAAAUUUCACGUGAAAGAAAACGCUGUACCGGUAUUUAAACCGAAGCGAGCUGUACCUUUCGCGGUCAACGAGGAAUUUGAUAGAUGUGAAAAGCUUGGAGUUAUAGAAAAAAUUGAUUAUUCAGAAUCAGCAUCACCAACUGUUUAUGUGAAGAAAAAAAAAAUACGAGCGUGCGCUGACUUUUCAAUAGGCUUGAACGAAUGUUUGAUGACAUACAGUUACUCAUUACUAAGUCUGGAGGAAAUUUUUGCAAAACUCAACGGAGGAAAAUCUUUUUCAAAGUUGGAUUUGUUGGAGGCCUAUUUACAGUUACAAGUCAAGGAGGAAUGUUUGAAAUUAUUAACGAUAAACACCCAUAAAGGUUUAUAUAAAUUCAGUCGACUUCCUUUUGGGAUAAAGGUAGCACCUAGUAUUUUCCAACAGGUGAUGGACACUAUACUUGCAGAUACAGAUUUCGCUAUAGCUUACUUGGAUGACAUACUCAUAAAAAGUGAGUUUCGAGACCAGCAUGACAAACAUGUUAAAAAGGUCUUUGAAAGAUUAAAGGCAUAUAAAAAAGAAUAA